CUUCCUCUUCAGUUAAUAUUCAACAGAACUUUUGUAUUCUGAGUGGUAGAGCACAGAAAACCAUCAGCCUUCGCCAGUCGCGACUGAGUAGGGAUGUCAAAAUUUCUGUAAAAUUCAUCAUAAAAAUCUUCAUCCUCUUCAUCAUGCCUAAAAUCCUUCCACCACAACAUUCUUCCCAUGUGAAAUCUAAUUUGUCAUCAAAGGCAAAAAGCUUCACAGUCACAGAUCACCCCACCACCCUCAUCUCCACCACCUCCACAUAUACUAACACCACUGCCGACCCAGCUGUUGCCUUCAUCAAUGGCCUGCUGGACCGGAUACCCUUGCCUCGGUGGGCGAUCUACACCAUCUUUGCAGCUGGUGGUCUGCUGAUUCUGCUCUGCUGCCUGUGUGUCUGCAUCAAGUGCUGCUGCAAAGGAAAGAAGAAAAAGAAGAAGAACGAGCAGAUCAAUCUGAAGGCGGUGAAUGGAAAAACAACCACAGCCCUGGUUCAGCCAGAUGUGGCAGAUGUUGACUAUGGCUCAACCAAAAAGCAGAGAGGAAAGCUGCUCUACUCUCUGGAAUAUGAUGGGCCUCUGUCUGAGCUCAAACUGGGGAUCAAACAAGCCAGCAACCUGAUGGCCAUGGACCUCGGAGGAACCUCAGACCCAUAUGUCAGAGUCUACAUCCUCCCCGAAAAGAGCAAAACCUAUGAGACCAAAGUGUUCAGGAGCACACUGAACCCUGUCUUCAACGAGCAGUUCAUCUUCCAGCUACCAAAGUCUACCCUCGUGAAGUCUACAGCUGUGAUGAAAGUGUUUGACUUUAACCGGUUUUCCAAACACGAAAUCAUCGGCGAGAUCCGGGUGCAGCUCUGUAAUGUUGACUGGAAUCACAUCAUCGAGGAGUGGCAGGAGCUGGAAGCACCCGCCAAAUUUGAGGAAGAAAAUCUAGGAGAGAUCUGCUUCUCCCUGCGCUAUGUUCCCUCUGCCAGCAAGCUGACUGUGGUAAUCCUGGAGGCCAAAAACCUGAAGAGCAUGGACGUUGGAGGAUCCUCAGAUCCUUAUGUGAAGAUGCAGCUAGCUCUGGACAAAAGGAAGUGGAAGAAAAAGAAGACAUCUAUCAAAAAGAAGACGCUGAACCCUUAUUUCAACGAAUCGUUCGUCUUUGACGUGUCACUGGAUCAAAUCCAGAGGGUGAAUCUGGUGGUCUCAGUGUGGGACCACGACGCCGUGACCAGGAAUGAUCCAAUAGGGAAGAUCUACCUCGGCUGCGAUGCCACGGGGAACCAGCUAAGGCACUGGGCCGACAUGUUGUCCAACCCGCGACGGCCGGUGGCUCAGUGGCACAGCCUGCUGUCGGCCGAGCAGGUCAACUCCACCCUAACCCUGAAAAAGAAAAUCCCCAUCCCCAGCAAAAUGAAGGAAAGCGCUCAGCAGUGGUACCCUAAAUGAAACCAUUUUAAAAAAGAGAGAUUCUAAUAUUUUUGAUAACCGUUUCUCCCUUUGUUCUUCUGAUAUGGAAAUUAUUGAAUUAGGUUACUUUGUAUUAUACUGUAUAUUAAGAUUUGUAAUUAUUAUUUUGGUAUCAAAUCAAAACGUGCUAAAAUAUAUUUUCUAACUCUGAGCAUUUAUUUUUUCUUUAUGAACACAGUUUAGUCUCUGUAAGAUAGCUGUACUGUGUAAUACAGUUAGGUCCAUAGGUUUUUAGAUAAGUACACACUUUCCCUCAGUACAACAACAACAUGGUGGAAUUUAAAUCAAACAGUCAAUAUGUUCACUCAUUAUUCCAAGACAAGUGAAGCAGAUAUAAGAUCCAGAGUUGAUUCCAAGUCUUGAACAUCUGAAUGAGCCACAUUCAGUAAAUGUUUUUACCCUGCAGAGACAUGAGCUUGCACAUGAAACUUCUGCCAGAUUCAUGACAAGUAGGCACCGCCAUCGUUUGUGCUCGCUGUCUGCAAUCUGCAAUCUGCAUACCAUCACACUUAUUUCUUUAUAAGGAAACAAGUUUAUCUCAAGGUGAAACGGGGAGAGGAGUGAU
Molecule: messenger RNA, 2019 nt
Organism: Oreochromis niloticus (Nile tilapia)
Lineage: Eukaryota; Metazoa; Chordata; Actinopteri; Cichliformes; Cichlidae
Gene: syt8
Product: synaptotagmin VIII
Exons: 9
Coding region: 144-1433 (429 amino acids)
Biological process (GO): calcium ion-regulated exocytosis of neurotransmitter; synaptic vesicle endocytosis
Cellular component (GO): exocytic vesicle; axon; dense core granule
Molecular function (GO): calcium ion binding; clathrin binding; SNARE binding
Source: RefSeq, a predicted model, not a curated record